CGCUGCUGCGGCAUACUGCAGAGGUAAACAAAAGUGGGCGGCAGAUGAUGCCUGUGGGUUUUAUUAUUUUUUAUCUACACAUUUGGAUUGUGAUCAUAAUAAUUGCGAUACUUAUGAUAUUAGAAGGUGGAAUUUAUUGAAUUGCCUUUCAAGCCAACUUGAACUGGCUGCCCAUACCGUUUGGCCGUCUGACAGCAAAAUCUAGCCAACUCAAACUGGAUGAAAUGGCGAUGUGGCACAAAAUUGUGAUAUUUUUAUAUUUGCUUUCAAUCAGAAUGACUGUGAUGGCUACUGGCCAAGCUAAGAAGAACAUACUCUUCCUCAUAGCUGACGAUGCAGGCUUUGAGACUCCCGUGUAUGGCAACACAGUGUGCCAGACACCAAACCUGGAUCGUCUGGCAGCCCAGAGUGUAGUCUUCGACAAUGCCUUUACUUCAGUCAGCAGCUGCUCACCAAGCCGGGCAGCCCUGCUGACUGGCCUGCCAUCCCACCAGAAUGGAAUGUAUGGCCUUCACCACUCAGUACACCACUUCAACUCAUUUGACGGUGUGGUCUCUUUGCCGGCCUUGGUCCGGCAGCACGGAGUCCGAACAGGUAUAAUCGGGAAGAAGCACGUCGGCCCGUCCAGCGUGUACCCAUUCGACUUCUCCUAUACGGAGGAGGACGGCCACUCGAUCCUGCAGGUCGGCCGCAACAUCACUCACAUCAAGGAGCUGGUCGGCCGGUUCCUAGCCACCACGCCGCGCAGCCAGCCGUGGUUCCUGUACGUCGGUUUCCACGACCCACACCGGUGCGGCCACACCCACCCCGAGCUGGGCCAGUUCUGUGAGAGGUUCGGCGCUGACGGCGGCAUCCCCGACUGGACGCCCGUCUGGUACAGUCCGGACUCCGUGGAGGUACCGUACAACGUCCAAGACACGCCGGCCGCGCGGGCUGACAUAGCCGCUCAGUACACCACUGUGUCGCGGCUGGACCAGGGAGUCGGGCUGGUGCUGGCGCAGCUGGAGAGAUUUGGUCUGACCGACAGCACCCUGGUGGUAUACACGUCUGACAAUGGAGCGCCCUUUCCCGGCGGACGUACCAACCUCUACGAGCCAGGCGUGGCCGAGCCGCUGCUGCUGUCCGUGCCGGGCGUGGGCGGCCGUCGCCAGGCCUCGCCCGUCUCCCUGCUGGACCUGGUGCCCACGGCGCUCGACUGGCUCGGCAUCUCCUACCCGCACUACCACCUCAACAACAGGACGGCGGCCGUCACACUGACCGGACGCAGUCUGCUCUCGCUGGCGCAAAAAGAUCACGCAGUGUCUCGGAGCGUGUUCGCCAGCCAGGCGUUCCACGAGGUUACCAUGACGUACCCGAUGCGGGCCGUUCGCGGCACGCGCUACAAGCUCAUCCACAACAUCAACUAUCGGCUGCCGUUCCCGAUCGACCAGGACUUUUACUUGUCGCCCACAUUCCAGGACCUGCUGAAUCGCACUGUGUCCGGAGAGCCGGUGCCCUGGUACAAAACGCUGCACGGCUACUACCACCGGCCCGAAUGGGAGCUGUUCGACCUGAAACGGGACCCGCGCGAGCUACACAACCUGGCCAGCAAGGCCUCCCACCAGGAGCGGCUGGCGCGGCUGCGGCGGCGACUGGAGAGCUGGCAGUGGCUCAGUGACGACCCGUGGGUGUGUGCCCCGCACGGUGUGCUGCAGAACGCCGGCGCGCACCGCCACCGGCCGCUCUGCAUGCCGCUGCACGACGAGCUGUGAGUGGCCAAAGGAGGUCUGUCGCUGUUGGAAAUCUGACUGCGCCGUCGGGAAGCGCAUCAUGGCACUGUCGGACCGUGCUGUUGGAUAGAAGCGGGCUGGGCUGUCGAACCUGGCUGCCUUUUGGCGGCCAACUCACCGUCUAAAAGCGAGACCCACUUUUGGAUAGCUAGUCGUUCUAGUGAAGUCAAGUCAGACAGCCCAUCCAUGCCUAUCGGGGACCAAAUAUCGCACGGAUGACACCAAUUGCCUCGAUUAUGUCGAUACUCGAUGCUCGAUGCUUCUGCGAUCAUUCCAUUGAUUGGGUUAACGGCUAACGCAAUACCGCUGAGAUGCAUUCAUCCCCGGACCCCGCCAUCCUGCGGACAAGCACAUCCGCAUCCCCUCACACUUUCAUUUCCUGGCUGGCGGUCACCCCCCACCAGACAACCGGUGGUGAGGACAGGCCCACACCAGGGCACUUCCUCUUCGGGGUGGCGUUUGAGCGGCAGGGCGGGCUGUGUAUGAACUAUAUGCUCUAUCAUCCCACAGCUCUGCAAUGGCUUUUUCAGGCCGAAAGAGCUUGUUUCCAACAAAAUAAAAACAAACUAAACCGCUAAGAUAUUAAUGUGAUGCGUGGCACAAUGCAGAUAUUGUCACUGAUCCUCUGCUAUAAUUUGAAAUGGCAUAUACUCUGCGAUAUAUUUAGGUAUAGCUGUCUGCAAUUUUAUAUGACUUGUAUUGUUGUAUAUACAACCGUAAUAUGUUAAUCAGAUUGUAAAUUUUUAUACUAUCAACAAUAUGUAUUUGUACCAAUUAUUACAUAGAUGUGUAUCCAGUGAUAUAUUUUUAUCCAUUGUCACAUUGAAGUGUAUCCAGUGAUAUGUAGCGGUCGACCAUGUGAAUUGUGAUUGCGGGAUUAACCGUAUCGGUGCAUAGUAUCGGUACGCGACUGGAGGCUAGGCCUAAGGUAUCGUCAUGUGUACCACGUGGAACAGUGUGAUUGUUAAUGACAACCAAUGGAAGGAAAUUAAAAUAAACGGACAUUUU
Messenger RNA from Amphibalanus amphitrite, 2777 nucleotides. It is a transcript of the gene Sgsh, whose product is annotated as N-sulphoglucosamine sulphohydrolase-like. Gene Ontology annotation, molecular function: arylsulfatase activity. The record is from RefSeq and is a predicted model, not a curated record. The transcript is spliced from 11 exons. NCBI's taxonomy places the organism in Eukaryota, Metazoa, Arthropoda, Thecostraca, Balanomorpha, Balanidae. Bases 225 to 1751 code for a protein of 508 amino acids.